UGUAAGAAACCAGGGAGGAUACAGAAAAGAGGAGAUCAUAUACUAACAAUAAUAAUGUGACUAUUUUCAGGUACCAGAAACAGUAGAACACUUGAUAGUUCACUGCGGGAAAUACUCAUCAGAUAGAAAGGACAUGCUGGAGGAAUAUGAGAAAAUCGGGGCUACUCAGUAUCUGUAAAGGACAUAUGUGGGAAAAGUGGACAAGGCAGGAAGUACCUGGUCAGCUUCAUCAAGAGGGCAGGCUUAACUGGAAAUAACUCCAGAAGAGGGCAGUAAUGCAACAUUAAGAAUGCAAGCUGCCGUUAAAACCCCAAAAGAAGAAGAAGAAGAAGAAGAAGAAGAAGAAGAAGAAGAAGAAGCAGAAGAAGCAGAAGAAGCAGAAGAAGCAGCAGCAGCAGCAGCAGCAGCAGCAGCACGGCUAAUUCAUGGCUGAAUUAGACAUUGGGAAACAUUGUCAGAUCGAUUCCUGCAAUCAGAAAGAUUUCCUUCCAUUUGUUUGUUAUUCCUGCAGUGGUGUUUUCUGUACAUCCCUUUGUCUCUCACAGCCUAGCGCACAGAAGCAGAGAGGACCACUCAUGUUCAGAGGACUCAGUAAAUAGAGAGCGAAUGGAACCAAGGCUUACUGGUGGCAGUACAAGUUAUCCAUGCUCAUUUGAAGACUGCAGAAGAAAAGAGUUGUUACCAGUGAUAUGUCCGCAGUGUGAAAAACAUUUCUGUUUGGUACAUCGUCAUCAGGAUGAUCACAAGUGUGAGAAGUUGGAGGUCCAAAAGCCUCGAAUGGCAGCCACUAAAGAGCUGGUGCAAAAGAUUGUGGAGUCAAAGAAUGGAUCCAAAAGUAAAAGAAGUAAAGGAGCAAAGAACAGUGCAACCGCAGCUACGGUAGCAUUAAUGAAACUGAAACUGCAUGCUGCAGGAGACAAGGGAGUACCACAGACAGAGAGAACCUAUUUUCAGGUUUAUCUCCCUAAAGAAUCUAAGGACUCCAGCCAACCCAUGUUCUUCUGUUCUAAAUGGAGUGUGGGAAAAGUGGUGGAUUAUGCAGCCUCGCUAGCUAGCCUCAAGAACAACAAUAAUGUACUAACAGCUAAGAAGUUGCGGUUAUGCAACCCUCAGACAGGCGAGGCUUUGCGGAUGGAUGACACCCUGCUCACGCUACUGGCUCACCUAGAAACUCCCCUGUACAAUGGGGGUAACCUGAUCCUGGAGUACCUUGACAAUGAGUGCAGAAGCCUGGGGGAUGUGUCUGACUAUAUCACCCGGACAUGACAAACCAACAGAUUUCUGAAUGCAAUUUGUAUUUCUGUCAAUAAAAUUUACCUUUGAAAUAUUGAA
Messenger RNA from Scophthalmus maximus (turbot), 1332 nucleotides. RefSeq names its product zinc finger, AN1-type domain 1 (gene zfand1). Bases 607 to 1266 code for a protein of 219 amino acids. Gene Ontology annotation, cellular component: cytoplasmic stress granule; cytoplasm. The record is from RefSeq and is a predicted model, not a curated record. Lineage: Eukaryota; Metazoa; Chordata; Actinopteri; Pleuronectiformes; Scophthalmidae. Gene Ontology annotation, molecular function: zinc ion binding. The transcript is spliced from 8 exons. Gene Ontology annotation, biological process: cytoplasmic stress granule disassembly.